Cryptomeria japonica (Japanese cedar) is the source of this 486-nucleotide messenger RNA. Its product is annotated as BURP domain protein RD22-like. Bases 1 to 486 code for a protein of 161 amino acids. The record is from RefSeq and is a predicted model, not a curated record. Lineage: Eukaryota; Viridiplantae; Streptophyta; Pinopsida; Cupressales; Cupressaceae. The transcript has a single exon.
AUGGUAGGCUGGAAAAGUACACAGACAUUAUUUUUCCUUCCAGUUGUUGUGGCUGAAAAAGUACCAUUCUCAACUAAAAGUCUUUCUACAUCUCUAGGAAAACUUCACAUAACCCCAAAUUCUGAGAUGGCUCUUACCAUGAAGGAGACUUUGGAAGUAUGGGAGAGUUCUGCCAUGACUGGGGAAAGCAAAAAGUGUUUAACUUCACUAGAGUCUAUGAUUUACUACACUACCACUCAAAUUGGAACCAAUGACCUCGAUGUUUUUGUAACCAAUGUUUCCAAGACUAAAUCAGGAUUGCAACAAUAUUCCCUUCCUUCAAUUCCCUUCGAAAGCAAAUCCACUUCCAGAUUUGUAGCUUGCCACCCAAUAGGGUAUCCAUAUCUGGUAUACUUUUGUUAUCAGAUACAGGACACAAGAAUGUUCCAGCUUUCUUUCAAGAGUGAUGAAGGAAAUAUUGCACAAAUGGUAGCUGUUUGUCAUUAA